UGGCUCGAACCCACGAACUACGUGAUCAUGACCUGAGCUGAAGUCAGAUGCUUAACCGACUGGGCCACCCAAAGAACCCAAAGAACCCCUAUGGUUCUUUAUUUAAUAGUGAGGUAACAUCAGUUGCUCAGAUCAAAAAAUGAGUAUGACAGAAAUUUGGGGGGCACCACUGAGUACCUGGCCAUAUGUCACAAGGAUUCUCUUUUGAGGGAUGGCAGAUGGGGCUUUGCACCGUUCCAGAUCAGCAGCAUUUUGCUAGUGAAUAAUUAAAACCCUGACUUUGGGAUCUGUUGGGACCAUAAGACUCCCUGGUUGAAGCUUUUCCUAUGGUAGGUGGAGAGCUUUCUUUGGAGUUUGUACCAAAUGAACAGAGAUGUGAGUUGGCCAGAUGUGAGCUGAGGAGUUACAUGAGGAAAAAAAGGGAGGCACGGGUGCCACCCCCUGCUCCAUAUAGCCUGUGCCUGAUCUUAUCUCCCAGCAGGACCAGGCAACCAUGGAGGAAGAAAACUACACGAGUGCCUCUGAGUUCAUCCUCCUAGGGCUCUCCAGCCAGCCCGAAAGGCAAGAUCUGAUCUUUGGGCUCUUCCUUGUCAUGUACCUGGUCGGGGCAGCAGGGAACUUGCUCAUCAUCCUGGCCACUGGUUCAGACUCCCACCUCCACACACCCAUGUACUUCUUCCUCAGCAACCUUUCCCUUGUGGAUUUCUGCUUCAUCUCCUCUACAGUCCCUAAGAUGCUUGUGAACAUCCAGAUGCAGACUCAGUCCAUUUCUUAUUGUGGCUGCCUAACCCAGAUCUACUUCUGCAUUUUGCUUGCCAACAUGGACAACUUUCUCCUGAUGGCAAUGGCUUAUGACCGUUAUGUGGCCAUCUGCCACCCCCUUCACUAUUCCACCAUGAUGAGUCUGCAAAUCUGUGCCCUGAUGCUGGGGAGCUCCUGGCUCAUCGCCAGCCUCCACUCCCUGCUACACACUGUCCUCAUGGCUCGGCUGGAGUUCUGUGCCAGCAACGUCAUCCCUUACUUCUUUUGUGACCUCAUUCCCCUGCUCCAGCUAUCCUGUUCCAAUACACAGCUCAACCAGCUCAUGAUUCUGCUGGUGGGGGGUUUGAUUGUCCUCAUUCCUUUCCUCGCCAUUCUUGUGUCCUACACCCACAUUGUGUCUGCUGUGCUUAAGGUCCCAUCUACCCAGGGCAAACAAAAGGCCUUUUCUACCUGUGGUUCUCAUCUCACUGUAGUCACCCUCUUCUAUGGGACUAUCACGGGGGUCUACUUGAGUCCCUCAUCAUCCCAUUCAACUGACAAGGAUUCACUGGCUUCAGUGAUGUAUAUGGUGGUCACACCCAUGCUGAACCCCUUCAUUUACUGCCUGAGAAGCAAGGACAUGAAGGGAGCCACAAGAAAACUGUUCAGUAUAAAGGCUUUAUCCUGUGGGCUGUGACAGCAAAGACCCCUCUUAGGGCCUUUGUGCUGGGAAGGGGAUGAAUUAGAGACAGGCUCCACAUAUAGAGGGCUAGAGAAACGUAGACUUAAUUGUCCUGGGUCACCAUGGCCAGGAAGUCCUCUCAUUUCUCCAUAAGUAAUUUGCAAGUUCCUUCUUGGGCUUUGCUCAAACUGCCCAAACAUGGUGAGGGGCAUAACCUCUCCCCUAAAGACAGAACCACAUAAACAGAUGCAAAUUAGCUUUGUCUGCAGACCUUCCAGAGAAGUCCAUGUGAAAAAAGAAUCUGUGGCCUGUGCUGAUAGCCUGUGCCAAAGGGAUGCCCUCUCAGAGCUCCCAUGCACCCUCUGUUCCUCAAAUCCUUAACCUUCAUGCAUCCCAAUUUCUAAACUCUUCUGCUGUACCCCCACUUCUUCAACCAUCAUCCCCACAUUCUGGGUUGAAUCUAGCUCUGGGGACAGACUUGAUUGUCCUCAAAGCCAUCCCACUCUUGGCCUUGGAUGCUGCUGGGUAGGGUUCCAUAGCUCUGUAUACUCGCAUUAGGGAUGCUUACAGUGAUAUCUCAGCUGAACACCUAGACAGGCUGCAAGGGGUAUGGUAGAACUUGAUAGAGCAUUACACAGAAAGUCCUAACCACUGACUUCUGGUCCUGGCCCCAUAGUUACUGGCCAUUUGAAUCCAGUCCAUCUGAAAUUCACCAUUCUACCAAACACACUGUGCUUUUUUAGUCUCUACUUUUGCUGUUCCAGUAGAGUCAACUUGCCCAUUUCUAUCAAAUUUCCAGGUGUCCUUCAGGCUCAGAUAAAAUACCAUACCCUUCAUGAAGCCACCUCAAGUCUCCCCAGCUGAGAGAAUUUUCUGUCUCCUGGAACACCAUAUAAUUGUAAUGCUGUUCAACCCUUUCAUAUCUGGCUUUGCAUGAUUCGUGUUCACCACAACUCCACUCCAAACAGGAUGGUUGGGUCAUUUUUAAAUUUUAUAAAAGCUCCUAUUCAUCUUAAGAAACUCAUCCUCAGAAGACUCUAUCAAGUGCCUGGUUUAAAAUAAUGACUCGGGCACCUGGGUGCCUUAGUUGGUUAAGUGUCCGACUUCGGCUGAGGUCAU
Molecule: messenger RNA, 2542 nt
Organism: Herpailurus yagouaroundi (jaguarundi)
Lineage: Eukaryota; Metazoa; Chordata; Mammalia; Carnivora; Felidae
Product: olfactory receptor 1F12-like
Exons: 1
Coding region: 494-1438 (314 amino acids)
Biological process (GO): G protein-coupled receptor signaling pathway
Cellular component (GO): membrane
Molecular function (GO): G protein-coupled receptor activity; olfactory receptor activity
Source: RefSeq, a predicted model, not a curated record